AUGUCGGCAGGUGUUGCGGCCGAUGCACCCAUCCUGGAGCCCCCAUCACCCACGGCAAAUCUCGACAAGGUGCAAGGUACCUCGCAGAAACGGAAAUCUAUAUCUGAAUCACCUCCUCCUGCGGAAGAGUCGAGCUCAAAGCGAGUGAAGCUAGACGGCCAAGACGGCGGACGACAGAGCCCACAAGAGUCGCGCAGAGACAGAGAUGUAUAUAGGAAUGGAAGGGAUACAGGCAGGGAAGCUCACGAUGACCAUUCUCGCAAACGCGACGCCUCACCGCGUAGGUCGCGAGACGAACCGAGGAGGGAGUCCUUCACCUCAACAGGAGAUCGAUCGGGGAAGUUCUCUACCGAGGAGAAGAAGCGUGGGCAGCGAUUAUUCGGCGGUUUACUGAGUACACUAAGUCAGACCACGAGCAAUUCGCAACAGAAGAGACGAUUAGAAAUUGAGCGCCGACAACAGGAGAAAGCCCACCAGCAAAAGAGAGAAGACGAUAAGCGCAGGGCUGACAAGCUUUCCAAGCUCAACACUGUUCGCAAAGUUGAGCAAGUCAAAUUUGACGAGCAAGUUAUGCGAACCCGCCAUUCCAACAUGCGAGCCAUGGCCCAUAGUCUCCAAACAAGGAGUGAGCCAAAACUGUUCUACCGCCCCUGGGAGCUCACAGCGGCUCAGGAGGACAAGAUACAAGAUCAGAUCCGAGAUACUGAAGCUGACAUUGCGGACGAAGUCCAACGGUUCAAGCGUCGCAAGGAAGCGAGACUGAAAGACUUGGGCGUAGAGUUCCCGCCCGAGUCGAGCGAUAUGGUCGGUGACCCCGUUGAUGAUCGUUCUAACGAUGCACAAGCUGGUACUAUAGAUCACCGCCCUGUCGCUCAACCACCCAAGAUUGGUCAUGAAAAGGACCACGACGAGGAUGUUAUGGUCGAGGCAGAGGAGGACACGGUAAUCUACUAA
This is a messenger RNA of Phaeoacremonium minimum UCRPA7, 954 nucleotides long. RefSeq names its product putative nuclear protein. The coding region runs from base 1 to 954 and encodes 317 amino acids. Gene Ontology annotation, cellular component: catalytic step 2 spliceosome. Lineage: Eukaryota; Fungi; Ascomycota; Sordariomycetes; Togniniales; Togniniaceae. The record is from RefSeq and is a predicted model, not a curated record. The transcript is spliced from 4 exons.